Molecule: messenger RNA, 1353 nt
Organism: Trichomonas vaginalis G3
Lineage: Eukaryota; Parabasalia; Trichomonadida; Trichomonadidae
Exons: 1
Coding region: 1-1353 (450 amino acids)
Source: RefSeq, a predicted model, not a curated record
AUGAAUGAGGAAGGGAAGCUUGUCUUCCCUAAACAACUUGAAGGAAAAGAUUGCCUUCGAUAUAUUAAAUAUGGUCGUACCAUUCGUGGAAUCACAAAGAAAAAUUAUCAAAAUAACGUCGACAGAACAAAUCUUCUUUUUAACGAAAUUUACGCAUUAUCCCAGAAUGCACCUGAAUGUCUGUUUAAAUUCCGAUUGCCAAAUAAUGAACUCGUUACUCCAGAGCAAAUUUUUAUUUCUAAAAAGUUGACAAAACUACAGAGCAAAUAUCAAGGUUUUUACUCUAAUUUCUAUCUAGCAGAAGCAUCUACUUUAUCACAGCUCAUUUGUUUUAUCAAAGACUGCAAAGAUUCAAAUACUUUAGUCAUUUUCCGUUGUUCCGAAUAUAGAUUAUUUAUUGAUAGCAAAUUUAAUUCAUCAAAGGAGAGAAUCUCAUUACUCCAUAAUAUUCUCUCUCUUGAUAAUUACGCACUAAAAAUAAAAGAUCAAACGUUAUAUCCUCAAAUAUCAGAGAAACAAAUACAUGAUGGACUUGUCAACUUUCAAACGUUGAUUGAAUCGAAGUCUGACUACUGUCCAUAUUCAGAAUUUGACGACAUUUUUUAUUGUUAUAUUAAUUCAGCUAAUUUAGUCCCAUUAUUCGAUGAACAAGUCCGAAAUAUCGUUAAAGAACUAAAUAAGACUAUCAUCAGCAAAAAUAAUAACAGUACUAACAAAUUUAAUAUUCCGCCAAUUGAUUUUUCCGGAGUCGGCUUCAUUUACGAAGGUUUGAAAAGCCUUAUCAACCCAACGAAUCCUCUUCAAGAAACGGUUAUGAAAUAUACUGUAAUUCGCUUCUUUUUUGACAGAUUAUAUUUAGCUUUUCCAUAUUUGAACGCCAACGUUGACAAAUCCCAAUUCUACUCUCGUUGUAUUGAUAUUCCACAACUAGAUUGUGCAUCAUUAAAGAUCAGCGACAAAAUUUUACCACCAAAUUCGACAAAUAAGAAAUUUAUCGAGAUUUCAAAGUACUACAAAGAAUCAUUAGACUUACUUUCGUACAUACAGUUCCAUACAGACCCUCUUACUAUUGCUUGGCUCACUGCAAAGUCGUUACAUUACAUUGAACGAGCAACAUACGAAUCUAACGGAACUGUGAAGCGGAAGAAGAACGAACUUAUGGCAUUUGAUGACAUAUUUUCACUUUUUUGGCCAUUAAUUUGUUUGUAUCCAAUUGCAGAUCCUAUUUCACCAGCGUUGCUAUUGAAAUGUAUUACAAAAAUUUCAUUUCCAUCUGGUUUGGAUUUUGCUCGUAAUCUUUUUGUAUCUGCCAUUGAUUACAUCAGAGAAUUAGAUAUUAAUUCACUCAAAUAA